AUGGGCAUCAAGCUUAACGACACAGUGGAGAAGGUUCUGAAACACCACCGCAUUCGAAGACAUCGACAAGAAAUUUUCAAUACCAUUGAAAAAGAAAUCACUACUCUACGUCAGCGAGGAGUGAGUCAAACAGAGGAUGUCAGAUUGUGGAAAGCAGGGGAGAGUAACUACAGAGCAGAGUUUAGUUCCAAAGCAACAUGGAAGCUUCUCCGUGUUGAGCAAGCAAAGGUCGACUGGCAUAAAGGAAUCUGGUUCCCCUACAGCACUCCUCGUUAUUCAUUUAUGGCUUGGGUUGCAGCUCAGAACAGACUCCCCACAGGAUAG
Raphanus sativus (radish) is the source of this 324-nucleotide messenger RNA. RefSeq lists its product as uncharacterized. The transcript has a single exon. The coding region runs from base 1 to 324 and encodes 107 amino acids. The record is from RefSeq and is a predicted model, not a curated record. Lineage: Eukaryota; Viridiplantae; Streptophyta; Magnoliopsida; Brassicales; Brassicaceae.